Molecule: messenger RNA, 2031 nt
Organism: Schistocerca serialis cubense
Lineage: Eukaryota; Metazoa; Arthropoda; Insecta; Orthoptera; Acrididae
Product: probable G-protein coupled receptor CG31760
Exons: 11
Coding region: 124-2031 (635 amino acids)
Biological process (GO): G protein-coupled receptor signaling pathway
Cellular component (GO): membrane
Molecular function (GO): G protein-coupled receptor activity
Source: RefSeq, a predicted model, not a curated record
AACACGUACACUUUCAACGAGACGGCGCACACGCCGCGGGAGCCGGACGAGAUCCUGAGCGUGACGUACGAGGAUGGCAAGUGGAGCAAGCCGUACUACGACUGCGGCGGCGGCAACAUCUGGAUGCUCACCUACACCGUGCCCUUCUUCGGCUACAACGGGUCCUACUUCUUCAAGGGCACCAGCGGUAUCGAUAUCGACCUGAGGCGAGUCGACAUCGACCAGUGCCCCCUUCCGCCUGGCAGCACUCAGCUCAACAUCUUCGCCGCGUCUGACAAGUGCAAGGAACGGACCACUCAGUGCGUUCCGCUGCCGGGUCUCGGGUUCCGGCGCGGCAGCUACAAGUGUGUGUGCCGCAAGGGCUUCUACUUCCCGGACGUGCACGCCCGCUACCGGUACUUCAACGGCUCCAUCAUCGAGGAAGAGUACGAGAAGCUGAUGAUGGGCCGGCAGAACCUGUACAGCGCCGAGGGCAGCUUCGAGUGCCUGGCGUGCGCCGAGGGCUGCGACUCGUGUGUGGACGAGCGGCCGUGCGUCGUGUCUCUCAACUGGGUGAUGCGCACCGCCAUCCUGGUGCUCUCGUGCGUCGUCAUCUGCUGCCUGCCCGUCGUCGUGCUCUUCACCUGGAAGUACGGCAACGUCAAGGUGGUACGGGCGGCCAGUCCAGUUCUGCUUCGAGUCAUCGCGUUGGGCGCGUUCUUCAUCUACUGCACGACGAUAGUGAUGUACCCGACGCCCAACGUGGUGACGUGCACGCUGAGGGUGUGGUUGCGCGAGAUCGGUUUCUCGCUCACGUACGGCGCCCUCAUGCUCAAGACGUGGAGGAUAUCUGUGAUAUUUCGGGUGCGGUCGGCGAAAGCGAUCAAGAUCACCGACUUCGACCUGCUGAAGCGGCUGGGCGUGAUCGUGGCCGUGUUCAGCGUCUUCCUCGUGAUCAGGACGCUGGUGGCGCCGCCGCACGUGAUCGUGGGCCGCACCGCCGACGACCUCAAGGCGUACCUCUGCCGCACAGACUGGUGGGACCACUCCUUCACCACCAUGGAGGUGAUGUUCCUGGUGUGGGGCAUUCGGCUGUGCAUCGUGGUGCGGAAAGCCCCCUCAGAGUUCAACGAGAGCCGCUUCAUCUCCAUGGCCAUAUACAACGAGUUCCUUCUCUCCGUCUUCCUCAACGUAUCCAUGUUGUUCCUGCAAUCGCCCGCCAACCCGGACCUGUUGUACAUCAUCUUCUUCUGUCACACGCAGCUAACGGUCACUCUGCUGCUCGGACUCAUCUUCGGCAGCAAGGCGUACCUGGUGCUGAAGGGCCACGGGAAGCUGGAGCAGGAGGGCAGCAGCGCGGCGCCGCGCCCGCAGGCGGCCAAGUUCCUGUCCAAGGCGCGCUCCGCCAACUCGCAGUGCCUGCCGUCCACCAACUCCUCCGCCGCGGAGCUCACCGGCCGCCUCUCCGACGUCGACGUCCAGGAGGAGUUCCAGCGGGUGUACGCGCAGCUGGAACUGCUCAAGGAGAAGAACAUGCGGCUGGGCAACCGCCACUUAGCGGCGCGCAUCUCCGCCAUGCAAGAGGCGGCGCGGUCGCCGGGCCUGCCCGAGGAGGCCGUCCCCGCCGCCUCCGCUGCCUCGCCGCCCCCGCAGCUCAACAGCGCGCUGGCCGCCGUCGCCGAGCGCCUCGUCGGCACGUCGGUGCCGGCGGCCGCCGCGGCGUCUCCACUCCCUGCCGCCGCCUCCGCCAACACCUCUUCCUCGGAGGCGGCUGCGGCCUCCGCCCCCGAGCUGGAGCUCUCGACGCCCCUGGACCCGCUGUCUUCGUCAGCCGCGGCCGCCGCAGUCGCCGCCGCCGCCGUGGGGGCGCCGUCCUCCACAGUGGUGCACCGACGCGGCUCCAGAAGGUCCGCCGCGGACGCCGAUGGCGCGGCGUCCACCAGUCCGGACCAACGACGCAACCGCAACCUCAAGUCCGGUCACGCCAGGACGCACGCCAUCGUCAUCAACCUCGACGACAAGAACCGUUUUACCGAGGAAGUGACGGUGUGA